Messenger RNA from Somion occarium, 1342 nucleotides. The record is from the annotation of a GenBank genome assembly. Lineage: Eukaryota; Fungi; Basidiomycota; Agaricomycetes; Polyporales; Cerrenaceae.
GAUCGAACUUGACCUACUACUUCUUCCACCAUGAACUCAAGUCAAUACUCGAGUCAGUAUUCGCAAGGAGAAUCAUCUUCUCAGCCUGCACAGUCCCAUGUCAAGUAUCAUAUGCCGUAUUUUACUCCUCUGGAGAUCGAGCAACUAUCCGAGAAACAGAGAGGCAAGCUUUCGCUUUCUCAGGAAGAGAAAGCAAGGCAGCAGGCAUGUGCGUUCAUAGAGGCUGUUGGGGCCAAAAUAGGAUUCCCUCGAAAGACUAUCGCCACGGCACAAAACCUUUAUCACCGUUUUCAUCUCUUCUUCCCUCGUAGCAAGGAACCAAGCUAUCUUGAUGUCUCUUUGGCGGCGCUGUGUGUCUCAACCAAGAUGCACGACACAUUGAAGAAACCUCGGGAACUCAUAAUGACCGCCUAUGCCAUACGUAUGCCAGAAUUGGCCGCCAAAUCCAAAGUCGCAGGAGAGGUUGAUAUCGAUCCCAAUAUCGUCGAGAGUGAUCGUGAACGAAUCAUAGGUGUUGAGCGACUCAUGUUGGAGACGAUUUGCUUCAACUUCAACUCUCGGAUGCCUUUCCUAUAUGUAAUCAAGAUUGGUCGUGCUUUUGGAGCUACUAAGAAGCUCACAAAGUUGACGUGGAGAUUGUGUAUUGAUAGUUUUCGGACACUCAUCAAUCUACAAUAUCCUCCGCAUGUCGUUGCCCUGGGAUGCAUGUACCUAGCUGCAUUGCUAUGCUCAUUUGAGCAAGGGACAUCUCCAGAUCGACCGGGGUAUAACAAUGCCCACCAAAUUGCCGCCACUCUUGGAAAACCUGGACAAUGGGAACAAGAAUUCCAGACACAAGUACAAGACCUUCAAGAAAUUGCUCAUGCCAUCAUCGACCUGCUUAUCCAAGGAGCACAAAAUCCACACGCGAACAUGUCUCCGUCUACCCCACAAUCUCCGCAUCCUAACCGUAUUCCACGAAAUUCAUCGAAACCCGAACCUCCGCCCGUCCCCUACAAAGCAGAUCAACUGAUGCGACUAAAAAUCGUUAUGCGAGAGCAAGAAUAUCCUCCGAAGAUACGCGAAAGUGCAGCUCCUGGUGAUUUACCUGAUGCAAUGUUCUUGGGAAAAAACGAAGGAACGGUUAGAUCUCUACAUGCUCGAUUUAUUUACGCGUUGCUUCGCUGUUGUACAUUCUGACUUGUACAUUAGCUUUCAGUUUCAUUUUGUUCUCCCUCUCCUUUCCGAUGUUUGCCACUCCAUUUCCUCCAUAGGUAACGGGAUCCAUACCACGUCCCCACCACGAAAAUGAACGCACCGACGAUCGCAGCGCCAAUAUAUCCCGAGUUUUCAUUUGCCUGAU